AUGAUAAAUAUAUGCAAUGUUUUAUCUUCGUUUUAUUAUGAGUGCAUUGAAGCAGAUAAUUUACCAACAAAAAGAUGUGAUAGAAUUGUAUUCAUACACGACGGUAUUCGUCAAACUAAUCGAGAAACUAUUGUUAAAUUUGAACAACUUAAAGACAAUACGAAUUUCUUUUUAUUGAAUAAAUCGAUUCUGAAAAAAACAAUUCAUACAUAA
Rotaria sordida is the source of this 213-nucleotide messenger RNA. Lineage: Eukaryota; Metazoa; Rotifera; Eurotatoria; Philodinida; Philodinidae. The record is from the annotation of a GenBank genome assembly.